Molecule: messenger RNA, 1966 nt
Organism: Saccostrea cuccullata (small rock oyster)
Lineage: Eukaryota; Metazoa; Mollusca; Bivalvia; Ostreida; Ostreidae
Product: polypeptide N-acetylgalactosaminyltransferase 5-like
Exons: 11
Coding region: 107-1912 (601 amino acids)
Biological process (GO): protein O-linked glycosylation
Cellular component (GO): Golgi apparatus
Molecular function (GO): polypeptide N-acetylgalactosaminyltransferase activity
Source: RefSeq, a predicted model, not a curated record
ACGUAAGAUGUUAUAUGAUGCUCUAUUGUGACAUCUGUUAUUAAUAUAACGCGUGGACAAAUCUCAAUCAAGUCUAGAGAAUUUACGCGGACAUUUUAUUCAGACAAUGAAUCUCCGCUAUAUAAAAAGAUAUUUGAAAAGAGGAAUUAUCAUUUCUACGGUUACUUUAUUUGUUACUAGAUACUUUUUUCUGCCGUCUUCCAUACACAAUUCUAAUUUUCCGAAGGACAUGGGAAAUUUCAAGGAGAGAAUGACAGGAUAUAACUUCUCAAGAAAUCAACAAGAUCUUAGUCGUGGAAGCAACGGUGGCUUAGAUUACUCUGGAUCCAUAAUUAAGCCUGCGGAGGACAUAACUGCUCCAGGAGAACUGGGUAUACCUGUUAGAGUGAAUAAAACACAGUUAAGUCCAGAAGAAAAACUGGUGUAUGAAAAUGGUUGGAAAAUACACAAUUUCAAUGAGUUUGUCAGCAAGAAGAUAUCAGUACAGCGUACUCUAUUGGACUCCAGAGACAAAGAAUGCCUUACAAUCAAAUACAGCAAUGAUUUACCGGUAGUCAGCGUGGUGAUUACAUUUCAUAACGAGGCUUGGAGUGUGCUACUUCGCAGUAUCUACAGUAUAAUAAAUCGAACACCUCCUUCAAUUUUAAAAGAGAUUGUCCUCGUGGACGAUUUUUCAACUAUGGAGCAUUUAAAGGGUCCAAUGGAAGAGUUUCUGACCAAACUGAAGAAAGUCAAACUAAUUCGAGCCCCGGAGCGACAGGGCUUGACACGAGGGCGGAUCUUGGGAUACAAGGUGGCGGUUGGGGAUGUUGUCGUAUUUCUUGACUCUCAUAUAGAAUGCUCCGAAGGGUGGGUAGAACCCCUGAUAGACCCAAUAGCCAGGAACUGGACCACGGUCGUGACCCCUGUUAUUGACGUCAUAGACAGCGAUACUUUUGAGUACUUCUUUCUACCUGCCGAGACGACUAGCGUCGGUGGAUUUGAUUGGUCGAUGGCUUUUACAUGGCAUGGCAUCCCUGAAUCUGAAAAAAUACGUCGACAAUAUAAACAUUACCUUCCCGCCAGGUCACCGACAAUGGCCGGUGGUCUGUUCGCCAUCAGUAGAAAGUACUUUGAGCACCUGGGGACUUAUGAUGAAGGCAUGGAUAUCUGGGGAGGAGAGAACCUAGAAAUCUCAUUUAGGAUUUGGAUGUGUGGCGGGACACUUCUCACGGCUCCUUGUUCUCACAUUGGUCACGUGUUCCGGAAGACGCCACCAUACUUGAACAAAUCAAAUCCUAAUGUUGUGAGAAACAAUAAUGUGCGCAUGGCGGAAGUUUGGCUCGACGAAUUUAAAGAAUAUUUUUACCAACAAAUUAACUAUACCCUUGGUGAUUAUGGUGAUGUAUCGGCACGAAAGGCUUUACGAGAGAGAUUGAAGUGCAGAAGUUUUGACUGGUUCCUUACUAAUGUUUACCCGGAACUGAUUGUUCCCGCUGAAGCUUUAUAUUCAGGGGAGAUUAGAAGUAAGACACAACCCGUGUGUUUAGAAAGUUCCAACAGAUAUGGUGAGGUUAAUAAACCAUUACAGGUAUACCACUGUCAUGGACAAAAAGGAAAUCAGUACUGGUUAUACACACAAAAGGGAGAAAUACGUCACGAUUUACACGGCUGUAUAGAUGAUUCAGGGCAGGAAGUUGUCGUCAAUGGUUGUCAUGGAGACGGUGGAAACCAAAACUGGACUUACAAAGAUGACGGAACAAUUCAACACGUAAACAGUGAUCGAUGUAUAGAACUGUCAGAAGAUGGUCAGUCGGUCUCCAUGGCGAAAUGCCUAGGUACCGAUCGACAGCUGUGGAUCUGGAACCGAAAACCACCGAGAGGCCCCAAACGAAGUUCUGAUCCAGUUCCCUUGUUUUCUCUGCAGAGCUAAAAUUUUGUAUAAAUAGUAAAGAAUUGUGUAUUUUCUAAUAAAAAUAAAACUUUG